Athene cunicularia (burrowing owl) is the source of this 4324-nucleotide messenger RNA. RefSeq names its product GATA binding protein 2 (gene GATA2). Gene Ontology annotation, biological process: positive regulation of transcription by RNA polymerase II; positive regulation of miRNA transcription; cell fate commitment. NCBI's taxonomy places the organism in Eukaryota, Metazoa, Chordata, Aves, Strigiformes, Strigidae. The coding region runs from base 2425 to 2895 and encodes 156 amino acids. The record is from RefSeq and is a predicted model, not a curated record. Gene Ontology annotation, molecular function: RNA polymerase II cis-regulatory region sequence-specific DNA binding; zinc ion binding; DNA-binding transcription factor activity, RNA polymerase II-specific. The transcript is spliced from 3 exons.
GGCCACCCGAGGGGCUCAGCCCCGGCCGUGCUCUCCCGAGGCAGUAACCCCCCCAGGUCACACGUGGGGAUUUCGUAGCGAUGGGCAUUUCUCCCUCCAUAAUUUUCCACGUCUCCUCAUUAACACGAACCAAGGCCCCAGCGCAGGAUGAAAGCGAAACUUCCCCGGCCGGUCCGCUCCGCAUGGCAGGGGCCUUAUUUCCUUCGCAUUUUACAGGAGCAAAAGUUCAAAUAUAGUUUACAUACCAGUGCGAGAGACUAAGGUGUCUAGUCUUCGCUAACUUACUCCAGCCUAACUUUAACUAGAAAAUACUCCGUGGGUUUAUUUUUCCCAUUUCCCCCGAACCAGACGUAUCUCUGCUCCCAAACACCUUCUCCCGUGUUCACAAACCUCUCCUUGCAUUUCUCCCUGAAAGUGCAGUCCAAACCCAGCAGAUUAGGUGAUGGGCAAAGUUGUGAUCCUGCUUGGAAAUCUCACUAGCUGUACGACUAGACAGACGAUUUAAGACCAUUUGUGCAAUUUUACUAACCUUCCUGGUUUAACAUCCUCAGCAAUGGAAGGAGAACUGUGGUUUAUCGGGACUGAGUUUAGGCAGCCCUUUAAAAAAAAAUUUCUAGAUAUGCGUGCGUGCGUGUGUGUGUGUGUGUGUGUAUUCUUGUCUAUCACUGCGCAUACACGCUUGCGAAUACACUGCAUGUAUUUAUUUUUAAAGUAGACAAUAAUGAGAAAUGCCCUCUUAAGAGUUUUGCAACAGAAAAAAUAUCAGCUACUUUACAUGCGCAUCAGAUCCGAUUCAAACGGCUCCUCUGAGGGGGAGAAAUGCACUCCUGCCCUUCCCUUAGUUAAAUGCAAUUGCCACCGUGUAGGUGUAUUUUUUUAGUAGUGCAGAGGUGGAAAGUAAAGGCAGUCACCAGCCCCAGCCUCCCGAGUUUGGGGAAACAGAUUCAGGACCCAGGUCUCCGAAGAUAAAGGCAUCUCGAGUAGUUUUUUUUAUUUUUGCCCUCUAGUUGCCGAUGAUUUUAUUAGAUGGGGGAAGUAAGGAGCUUUUUUGUUUUGUUUUGUUUUACGGGUUGUUUUUUUUCUGUAAGGGACCCCCCUGUGCAAGGAACUGGGGAAAGUUCGUGACCACUCAGUGUUUUUGUAGGAAAACUAAGACUCACGACACGACGACUCCUGCAGCUUCCUGCCCUAGGAGGGACAAAAGCUACAAAUGCAGCGCCGCAGAGCUCCCCUCAUUUUUCACUCCAGACUGUGUUGUUUAAAAGCCACCCACUCCCUAGAUUAAAGGAGACACAAGCCCCGCUGAACUCAACAUGGCCUGCUUCAGUUAUUAGCAAAAAGAAUUUCCUCUCCAGUUAAAUACUGUAGGAUUUGCAUAAACUAUAUUAAGAGAGAUUUCUAUAUUAAGCAGACCUGCCCUCGAACCAUCGGAGGCAAAUGAACUUUUAGCCGAGCUUUCCGAGGCAGAAACCGGUAUCUAGGAGUUACAUGCUGGGUUGUAGAGCCACUCUACAAUGCCCGCUUCCCACGUUGUGCUGCUAAAACUGAUAAUGAAGCGGGAGUAAGGUUAAACUGCUCCCUACCAAACCCAAACUAGUGUUGAAAAAUCACAGAAGCAGAAAAGAACUCAAAGCCUGGUUUGUUUGUUUUUUUUUUUUUACGGUAAUUUCCAGAGUGCUUGCUGAAACUGAACUUUUUCAGGAUCAGCAUUAACAGCGUUUUUCUGCCUUUAGAACAAAAAUCAUAACGGAGCCUUUGGCAUUCUGUGCCCAUUUCCAGUCUGCUCGGCUUUGCUUUCUCAUCCCAUAGCAUUCGCGACGAAAAAGAAAGCGCAGAACGGGAGGGAGGUCUUUUUUUCUUAGAUUUAAUUGUAGAAAGCCCCUUCCUUGGACCCUCUCUCGCACACGCCGUGCGUUCGCAGGUGUGGGUGUCUGUGUGCACGUGUGUACCUGCGGCAGGCGAACGGGGGAUCUAACCGGGGGAGUGCAAUAGAUACGGGAGGGGAGCGGUGCCCAGCGCAGAUUAAGGGAGUUCUCGUUACUGAAACGAUAACUUCUAUCUGACACAAUGAGAGUGUCACUCUUUCUCACCUUGCGGAGAGCGCUGCCUGUUUCUGAUCAUGACAUAAAAUACUCACUGAAGUCUGGGCGUUCUCGGAAGGCUGAGCUCCCUGCUGCAUGUGCUGUAGAUGUCACUGCUGUCUGAUUGUGCUUGAAUUAACACACUGUUUUGACUUCUGGAAAAUGCCUAAAGGACAAUGCAAAAAGCUUUUGUGAAUUUGUUUUUAAAGAAAGAAAUCCGGUUUCUUCGUGUUUCCAUUUAGAAGGCAGAGAGUGUGUGAACUGUGGAGCAACUGCCACCCCUCUCUGGAGAAGAGACGGCACCGGGCAUUACCUGUGUAACGCCUGCGGGCUCUACCACAAAAUGAACGGUCAAAACCGACCUCUCAUUAAACCUAAACGAAGGCUGUCAGCGGCUCGGAGAGCAGGGACUUGUUGUGCCAACUGUCAGACAACCACCACGACCUUAUGGCGACGUAAUGCAAACGGGGACCCAGUUUGCAAUGCCUGCGGACUCUACUAUAAAUUGCACAAUGUGAACAGGCCUCUGACCAUGAAAAAGGAAGGAAUUCAGACCAGGAAUAGGAAAAUGUCCAACAAAUCAAAGAAAAGCAAGAAAGGCUCCGAGUGUUUUGAGGAACUGUCCAAGUGCAUGCAGGAGAAGUCGUCUCCCUUCAGCGCUGCUGCCCUUGCUAGCCACAUGGCACCCAUGGGGCAUUUGCCACCUUUCAGCCACUCUGGACACAUCCUACCAACACCUACCCCCAUCCACCCAUCUUCCAGCAUCUCAUUUGGACACCCACACCCAUCCAGCAUGGUUACAGCCAUGGGAUAGAACCCGAUGACCAAGAGACCCACCCAGAGAUCAAGAACAUGGGGCUUUGCCUAGGACGACACCAAGUAAGAAAGCGUUCUGCCAAGAGGAGAAUGUAGGGAUGGCAAAGGGGGAGCUUUGCUCCCGUGUGACUUAACUCUUAACGCUGGACUGAAACCUUGCAAACGAUGGGUCUUCUGCAGAAACGUAGUGGUGCCUGUAAUGCACUUUGCCCCCUCAGGUAUAAGGAAAAAGAACUCACCUGUUCGAUACUUAAUGGUCCAGCAGGAAGCAAAAGGUGGCAGAAGCUGAAGGAAAAGGCUUGGAACUGGCUUUCCUUUCUCUCUUUGUUAUUACUGUGAAUAUUGUAAAGAGAUAUAAGCAGCCUCCCAGGAUGGAAUCGGCUCACCGGAAGCCAGACAUGCUGGAUUUCUAUCGCGGACUUUGUUUGGGAUGAGGAAAAAAGAAAAAGGGGAAAAAAAAGAAAAAAAAAAAAGGAAAAAGAGAAAAGGACAUCUUUAUAAAAACGUAAUUUUUAAAAUUAAAUCAGACACAAAAUCGUAUUUAUUUUGCUCUUGUUUUCAACAAAAAGCCUCAACCCCUCUGCAUGUUUUUGUGCUGUUGUUUGCAAUGGCUACCCUGUGAGAAAACCUGCCUCCAAAACGAGGGGUGAGGGGGGGACGUAUUCAGCAGCCCCUUGGAUUACCACCAUCUAUCUUCGCUACCAAAAUAUCUACUAGGGCAGGGGAAAAGACCAGGGGGUGAGGGGAACAAAGCAAAAAUGUAGCUGUAAUACAGGAUUUUAAUGUGCCCAAGGUGGUGGUUAUUUUGACACAAUUUCUUAAUUCUUUUCUCUAACAUGAAAGAUUUAUUUAAAAAAAACCCCACCCCCUCUCCCAACUCCCCUAUUAUUCCUCAGAACAGAGAGCUAGAUCAGACAAACUGCUGGGGGAAAAAUCUCCCCGGCAGGUAAUCCUGCACUAGCCAGGGGUGAGGGCAUUUCCCAGACUGUGUCUGUGAACUUCUAGCAGAGUAGAAAGCAUCACAGGGCAUAAAAACAUCCAACUUGCAGACUUCAGAGGUUGAAGCAUUUUGUUCUGUUGUGUUGGCAGCUGUCGCUUAAAAAUGCAGAUUAGCUGCCUGGGUAAAUUCGGGCAGUGCCCGGCCCGGGCUGUCCCAGGUGUCCAGGCCCCGGCGGACUCCGGGGAGCAAGGGCAGAAAUGAGGCUGAGAGCACCGGAGAGGGGAAGGAGAGAGAGAGACAAUCAGUUUGAGCUUCACACAUCCCUCAGAUCCCAGCCACGGUGACGGCUGAGGCGAGGGAAGGCAUCGUUCUAAGGGGAACGUCCCUUUUCCGUAGCGCAUUUUAUAUGAAAAAUUAAAAAAAAAACAAAAACAAAAAAAAGCAAAAAAAGAAAAUUUAACUCUCCCAUUAUUAAACCACAUUGUAC